GGAUAAGCAUAGUAUUCUCACCAGACAGGGUUAGCUUGAAUGGCGCAUAGGUCUUCAUUUCCGGCACACAUAGUAGCACUAAUUUGAAUUAGUUACUUUCCAACCCACCUGAAGUCUUUUGCGAGUGAUAGAGAUAGAGUGAAGAGUUAGAGUUAGAGAGAGAGAAGGAGAUGUCAAUUGUCAAGAGCGCAAUCAAACAUGGCGGGUCCCCUUUUCCAUAUAGAUCGAGAUCGAUGCCUGCACGUUUAUUGCUUUACUCUCUCUUCUUUGCCUGCCGCGGCGCUUCCCGCUCCACUCCAAUGCCAACCACGAAGUCUUUGAUCAUUCAGCUCAUUCAAUUCAGCUACACAAACUCUCCUUAGAGCUAACUUCUCCUGUAGUCCAGAUAUUGAAUGGACUGAAUGGCGGACAUGGCAUGGCCCUUCAUUCCACUUCUCAGCUUCUCUGUUCUUCACCACCACUCGACCAUGGCGGACAUUUUCCAGCUCUGCUAAUGAAAUCCUAUCCCUGAAGAUCUACAGAACCCAAAACUGGUUAACCGGUAGCUUGAGGAAAUUUGAGAAGGAUAUGGAGCGGCAAAAUGGAGGGCGGAGAUGGGCCAAUUUGAAGCAACGGCUAGGAUUGAAGGGGAUGGGGUGCUGUGGAGGUUCAUGGAGUCCGACGUCGUCGACUUUGACGAUGAUUGAAGGCUUAAGCUUAAGCCGCCAUGGAAGUAGCCGCAGCCAUAGAGAAGAUGGGGCUCGGAGCUCUGCAUCUUCCGGUGUAAACUUGGCGAUGGCUCUUGCGGCGGAAAGAAAUUUGAGGACCGACGAAGGAGGCCCCACUGGCGCCGGUGAUGUGAAAUCACUGAUGAGAUUAUUUGAAGAAAUGGACGGUGGGGAUUGGAAGACAAAAAGAAAGGAGAGUGAGAAUACCGGUGAUUGGAUGUGCUGCGUUUGCAUGGAGAGGAGUAAAGGUGCUGCCUUUAUUCCCUGUGGACACACCUUCUGUAGGGUAUGUUCUAGGGAAUUAUGGCUCAACAGAGGCACGUGUCCUAUUUGCAACCGUUCGAUCAUUGAGAUUCUUGAUAUUUUUUAAAUUUGCAACAUUUCCGUAAAUUAUUCUCUCUAUGUGAUUUUUGUGUUCUUUAUGGGGGUUUCCCCCCUUUGUUCCCUUCUGAAAUGCUUGGUCGGUAAGGAACUAAUCAUAGUAGAGGAGGAGAAUAGUCAGAGGUGGAAUGUUGGUUUGUGCACCUGGAUUGACUUCGUGCCAUUUCGAACUAAGAGGGGCAAAAAGAGCUGAAUUACUCUCACGAUAAUUGUGCACGAGUGUGAUGCUAAGGUAGAGCUAUGUAAGUUAUAGUUAAGAUUGUCGACGAUUUUCUCUAUUUAUCGCAGAAGUUAUUAUGAUU
Molecule: messenger RNA, 1390 nt
Organism: Cucurbita maxima (winter squash)
Lineage: Eukaryota; Viridiplantae; Streptophyta; Magnoliopsida; Cucurbitales; Cucurbitaceae
Product: RNA-binding protein MEX3B-like
Exons: 2
Coding region: 568-1077 (169 amino acids)
Source: RefSeq, a predicted model, not a curated record